AAAAUACAAACAUAUUACCACCUUCUGGAAGUGAUCGAAAGAAGAUAUGGAUAAUUGGACCAAGUUUUAUGAAAUUUUAUUUUUGACAUUGUUGCUACAAGGACUAGCAGUAAAAGCAGAAAUAAUGCCACCAAGCUGCACAAGGGAUGUUGAUUGCACAUGGUACUGCAUCAGAAUUCAACAAGGGAUUGCUCUUUGCAACAAUCAACGCUCUUGCAUUUGCUUGCCAAAAGUGCAUCAUCGUCCUCAUUUUAUUUACACACCACAGCCUUCAAGCCCACUGCCAUCGCCCUAACCAAUGUGUCCAUUCCAUGCACCCUUAUUGAGAUGUAAAGUAAAGAUAGGCAAAUGAAAUUUGCCUUCCCUGUAUUAGUUGCCCUAUUUAAUUGUAAAAGGUCUAAAGAUUUGUCCUAUAUAACUCAGCAGGAAAAAAAAAAGGAGAGAUUUAAGAAAAAAGGCCAAGAAUCUGUCGAUUUCACAUGUUACCAAAGCAAUAAAGAACUGCUCAUGCU
Molecule: messenger RNA, 512 nt
Organism: Linum trigynum
Lineage: Eukaryota; Viridiplantae; Streptophyta; Magnoliopsida; Malpighiales; Linaceae
Source: the annotation of a GenBank genome assembly